This is a messenger RNA of Harpia harpyja (harpy eagle), 8567 nucleotides long. RefSeq names its product marker of proliferation Ki-67 (gene MKI67). Gene Ontology annotation, molecular function: protein binding. Gene Ontology annotation, biological process: regulation of mitotic nuclear division; regulation of chromosome segregation. The transcript is spliced from 16 exons. The record is from RefSeq and is a predicted model, not a curated record. Gene Ontology annotation, cellular component: nucleus; chromosome. Bases 161 to 8104 code for a protein of 2647 amino acids. Lineage: Eukaryota; Metazoa; Chordata; Aves; Accipitriformes; Accipitridae.
CCGCCUCAUCGGCCCCUCAGCGGGUCUGCGAGGGCUCCGCCGGGGGGUAGAAGGCGUCCGGGACACCGCUGGUCUCGGGGCUGCGGAGCGCGACGGUGGGCGAACGCGGCUUCAUGGGAAGGAAAGGCAGCCCUGGAGGUAAGAUUCCUUAUAUUUCAAGAUGCCGCUCUUUGGGAAUAUCGUUGUAAUUAAACGGAAUGGGACUGAUGGAAUUAGUUUUCCACUCACUGCAAGUUCUUGUUUAUUUGGAAGGAGAACAGAAUGUGAUAUUCGCAUCCAAUUGCCUCAGGUCUCAAAAGAACAUUGUAAAAUUGAAGUAAAUGAAAACAAGGAGGCAAUAUUGACUAAUUUAAGUACGGUAAACCCUACACAGCUGAAUGGUAGUUGUUUUAAGCAACCUGUACCUCUGAAGCAUGGAGAUGUGUUAACUAUUAUUGAUCGUUCUUUCAGAUUUGAAUAUCCUCUCCAAUCAACUCCAAGAAAGAGGCGUUCUAGAUCUCCAAAAGAUGAAACACUGCAGGUUCUUCAUGUUCAGCAGGUGGCAGAAGUGGAAUUAUUAUGCAAACAAACUUCAGGAUCUAAAAGUCCUCAUGCUUCAGAUAAUGCUGAGUGUGAAGAAAAACAUGCCAAUGAAAAUAAACAAAGUACAGAGGAAGAUAUUUCCAAAGCUUUACCCAUCAAACUACAAACACCCAAAUCUUCACACAGAAUACAUCAAUGUAGUAACAAGCAAAGUGAAAUGUCUCCCUUUAGUAAACUCUAUGAAAAACUGAAACAUGAGCUUAAAGUGAAAAAACCUCUGCAAGAGGGAAAUGUACCUCAACAAGCUGCAAAAGAAGAUGGUAAGAGUGUUCUGCUAGAACCAAGUGCUGGAAUUUCAUCGUCAAGUUGUGUUUAUGAUCUGGGAAGCCUGACUAAAGAAAAAGAAAUAGGCAGAAGUGAAAACAUUGAAGAAUGUAAAAUAACAAGACAGCAAGAAGUAAUCAAUUCAGAAUUUAACCAGAUCUCAGCUAUAGGAAGUGCUACCAAGAAGAGUUUUACCAGAAGUCCUCGAACUUCUGUUUCAAAGGAGAUGUCAAGAGAUACUGGUACAAGAAGUCACUUGCAGGAUCAUAAGGAACUAAGUACAGCAGGCAAAUCUAAAGGUACUGAAGUUACAACCAAACCCAGUAAGGAGAAUGAUGGAAAUGCAGCAUUUUCACUGAAGCAGUGCUCUAUAGAAUGCUUGGAUUAUGCAGAUAAAAUAGAAAUACACAGCCCUGCAAUAGCAGUAGAUAAACUAGCACAAACAACUAACAUGACAGAUGUUUCUGAAGUAGAUAAAUAUGUUCUUUCUACACCAACGCCCAGAAGGAAGAGUCCUUGGUCUCAUUUCAUAUUGCCUACCAAAGAAACUAGUGGAAUGAAUCCUGUAAAUACUGAUACUCCAACAACUCGACGACGUGUGUCAUUGCAACGUAAGUCUUCUUCAGAAAUUUCAGCUGAAACUCAAAAGGAAGAUUCAGUGUGCAGAAAUGAUAGCCUCAAACAACUGCCUUUGGAAGAAAAUAAAUGCUUAAAACAAAGACAAAAUAGUAAGCAACAUACACCAGGAAAACCUGUAGAAGAAGAAGUGCUGAAAGAAAUUAGUGAUCAGGCAAACUUUGUUAACUCAAAAGAGGGACAUUCUGAAACUCCUACCUCUUUUUCUAAUUCCAAGAGUCCCAGAAGAAAUAACAGGCAAAGUAAAGAAUUAUCAAACAAAAGUGUCCAUUCAGAGACACUGGCUGCAGAAGAGUUAACGCCACAACUGGCAUCUCCUGCUGGUCAGAAAUCUGAUUCUGGAAGAAAAAGGGGUAGACCAAGGACCUCUGGGCUGCUAGCUGAAAAAGCAUUGGAGACAAAUGCCGUUCAAGAACAUCACAAUAAGACUACAAACAGAAAAGACAGUGGAACUAAAGAAAAGUUGGCCACAAAGGGGUAUCAUCAGAAACAAGAUUUGGGAGAUGCCAGUGUUAUAAGACCUUGUAGAUUGUCAGCAAAGAGAAGGUCUUCUGGAAGUGCUACUGUACUCAAAGACAAUGAGGAUGUCUCAGAAAUUAGUAUUUCUGGCCUGUUGGCUGGAGACGAAUCAGGCAAGAAAAAAAGGAUAUCUCAAAAGAGGAAGAGUGGUGAUUUGUUACUUCAGCCUUUAGGAAAAAGAAAGAGAGUGUCUUUUGGUGGUCAGCUAAGUCCGGAACUUUUCGAUAAAAGUUUGCCCCCCAACUCACCCCUUAAAAGAGGUGCGACUCCUGCCAGACUAAGCUUACCGUUUGGAAACUCGCCACGUGCUGUUCUGAAAAAGGCUCAGGGCUUGAAGCACUUUGCAGUCCAGGAGCUUUCUGAACAUUUGCAGAAAGAAAAAAUGUCACCAAAAAAUUUACCAGCCCAGAAGUCCGCAGCUGCCUCAUCCCCUGCCCCUGGGAAGGCAACACCUAAAUUUACUUUAGGCUCUCCAGCACUGUACACAAAAGGACGUUUCUCUGUUUCUCACGUCACAACAGCAUUACCAAUUGUAGAAGAGAAGGAUGCUGUUGCAGAAGACAUGAAUACCAAGGAGAAAAAUGGUGCCCAGGUGAAAACACCUAAAAACUCUCACAUUAACCAAGAUGAUAAAACCUUUUUAAUGGCUACACCUGACAAAUUAACAAGAAAUGCACAACUUGCUUUGAAGGUCACUCCCAUGAAGAGGAGAAGUGGAGCUGUAGCAGUUAUCAAUGCAAAAAGAAGAAGUGGUGCCUCUAGUGCCAAUUUACUAGUUGCAAAAUCUUGGGCAGAAGUGGUAAAACUAGGUGUUGCAAGACCACAGUCAAAGACUGUUAAAAAAAGUGUCCAAAAAGGAAGAUCCCGAAAGAAAAUAACCCAAUCACUGAAGACUCCAGAAAGAAAAAUAAAAGGUCAUGUUAGUACAGGUCAUGCAGAGUCACCUGCUACAAUAGUUGUAGGUAGAGCUUAUUCCACCACAGUCAGAACAGCUGGACGGGUCCCUAAAGUGGUAAAAAAUCCUAUCUUGAAGCUAAACAUGAAUAUGGAUGAAAGCUUCACAGGACUGACUGAAAUGUUUCAAACUCCGGAAAAUAAGAGUGGAAAAACAUUAUCUUUGGACACUGUUCAGAAGACUGAUUUUACACCAACAUAUACUGCAGUGGAAAUUUCUGAAUUGCACACUCCUGAAGAAUCUGGAGAGAUGAUGGUGUCACCGUUAAAUAGUUCAGAUGCUUCAGAACAGAAACGAGAUAGUCCAGGCAUUUGUCACUUUCUCGGAGAGAAGGAGUCUCUAAAGUCUAUGUUUGAAGCAAUAUGCACAAAAACUCCUGAAAAAAGAAAAGCUAUGCUGGAAGAAAAUAUUAGUGUGGACAGUUUAUCGAUAAUUCCAGAAAAACAAGCGUCUCUGGUGAAACCAGGAAGAAAAAGGAGGACUCCAAAGCAGAAGUUGGAGCCAGUUGAGGUUGUGUCAGGCAUCAAGCAGCUUUUAAGGACCCCAGAGCAAAGGUCAGAACCAGUAGAGGCUUUGUCGGGCAUCAAGCAGCUCAUGAAGACCCCGAAGCAGAAGCUGGAGCCCGUAGAGGCUUUGUCGGGCAUCAAGCAGCUCAUGAAGGCCCCGAAGCAGAAGCUGGAGCCCGUAGAGGCUUUGUCGGGCAUCAAGCAGCUCAUGAAGACCCCGAAGCAGAAGCUGGAGCCCGUAGAGGCUUUGUCGGGCAUCAAGCAGCUCAUGAAGACCCCGAAGCAGAAGCUGGAGCCCGUAGAGGCUUUGUCGGGCAUCAAGCAGCUCAUGAAGACCCCGAAGCAGAAGCUGGAGCCCGUAGAGGCUUUGUCGGGCAUCAAGCAGCUCAUGAAGACCCCGAAGCAGAAGCUGGAGCCUGUAGAGGCUUUGUCGGGCAUCAAGCAGCUCAUGAAGACCCCGAAGCAGAAGCUGGAGCCCGUAGAGGCUUUGUCGGGCAUCAAGCAUCUCAUGAAGACCCCGAAGCAGAAGCUGGAGCCCGUAGAGGCUUUGUCGGGCAUCAAGCAGCUCAUGAAGACCCCGAAGCAGAAGUCAAAGCCAGCUGAGGCCCUAUCAGGCAUCAAGCAGCUCAUGAAGACCCCGAAGCAGAAGUCAAAGCCAGCUGAGGCCCUAUCGGGCAUCAAGCAGCUCAUGAAGACCCCGAAGCAGAAGCUGGAGCCCGUAGAGGCUUUGUCGGGCAUCAAGCAGCUCAUGAAGACCCCGAAGCAGAAGCUGGAGCCCAUAGAGGCUUUGUCGGGCAUCAAGCAGCUCAUGAAGACCCCGAAGCAGAAGCUGGAGCCCGUAGAGGCUUUGUCGGGCAUCAAGCAGCUCAUGAAGACCCCGAAGCAGAAGUCAAAGCCAUCUGAGGCUCUAUCGGGCAUCAAGCAGCUCAUGAGGACCCCACAGCAAGAGUUGGAACCUGUUACAGAUGAAUUUGCCUUUGAAAGAUUGCUGAAGACUCCAGUAGAAAAAAGGGAAGCAGUAAAAGAUGUAGCAGGUGUUACUUUAACCAAGAGAACUCCAAAGCUGAAAUAUCAACCAGUAGAAGACAUGAUCGGGGUCAGCCGUAUUUUCAAGACACCAAAGGAAAAAGUUGAACCCAUAGAAGAUGUGUUUGGUAUUAGUAGAUUAGUGAAGACUCCAAGAGAAAAGUAUCAACCAGUCGAUGAUUUUGUGGGUCUACAAAGGCUUAUGGCAGAACCCAGGCAGAAAUGUUCUGAUUUUGAAGAGGACUAUGUUGGAGUUAAGGAAAUGUUUGAUAUACAAGAGGACAUUAAGGCCAGAUCAGUAAGUGUUACGGAUUCUAAGCAAGAAGAUACUGCAUCUCACUGUAGUAAUUCCACUCAUAAAUAUGAAGACAAAGGAAAUAUUUCACAAGGUGAAGAUUCUCAGCAGAAGGAAUCACCUAGUGAAGACCAGUCUACUCAGAGACUAACAAGGGGCAGAUCAAGGAAGGCAGUACAUCCUGCUUCAGCAAAGCAGAGUGAAGAGGGUUUGAAUUUAAAAGAAUUGCAAAGUCUGGUAAAAAAGAGCACCCAAGAGGAGGUGGGAGAGAUUAGUACUUCAACUUCAGUAGCUAAAAACAAAGAAAAAGGAAGGAGAACAAACCGUUGCAUACAAGAAGAAAUUGUUUCAAAUCACCCUGAUCAGGAAAAUGUUGAAAUUGUUUCAUUUGUGGAACCAUGUGGAGCUACUCAAAGACCAGGAAGAGGUAAAAGGAAAGAACCAAAGGAGUUAAAACAUCCAAGUGAGAACCUUGAGUCUUGUGGCAAAGAUUCUUCAGUGCUACAAAAAGAACCUGCAAAUACGAAACAGACUUUGCAGGAGUAUGGUAUCAAUGACAUAUUAGAAACUGAAGAUGAUCCAGCCGUAAAGACAGUAAGUGUAUCUGGUAGCAUUCAAAAUGAAAAUUGUCAACUGCAAACAGGUUUAAAAAAACCUGAAAACAAGUCUAAUGAAGGUCGUGUAGAAGACAAUGAAGAAAUGCUGCUGUCACCUAGGAGGAGGUCUAGAGAAGUAAAAAAAGUAGAGAACGCAGAGCCACUGAUUCCACCUAAAAGAGGAAGAAGAGCUAGAAAUGACCAAGUUAAACACGCUUCUUCAGAGGACCUUCACGGGAUAACAAAGAAGCUUCGUAAAGACCCAUCAGCAAAGAUGAUACAAAGAGAUGAACAGACUUUUGACAAAGAUACUGAGACUGCCACAGCAGAAGAAUCUGAAAAAGGAACUAAACUUGAAAUAAAGGUAACAGAGAAAAGAGUUAAGUCUUUAAGAAGUGCUAGAAAGCACUCGACUGAAGUAAAAGCAGACACUUGCGGCAUGGCGCUUGAAAAUAUACAAAACAUUCAGAAAACUGGGGAAACUUCAACUGAAACUGAUACUGAAACACAAUCACACAUCAGAAAUGAGACUAAAGUAUCUCAGGGAGAUGAAACAGAAAAUGUUCAGGAAAAUGCAAGAGAAGCAUCUCAAAGAUUAAAGGCAGAGUCACCUUCUGGAGAGACAAACAAAAUGCCAGUUACUGCUCUGAACUUGGAAGCAAACAGAAGUGCAGUACAGGAAACAAACAGAACUAGAAACAGGAGAGGCAAAAAAGACUCUUUGGAGAAAAAGACUGAUGAAUUUGCCGAAGGUGUAAACAAUCUAGAACUAGUUACUCCCAAAUUUAAGUCAGAAACAGAAAUGGAUGAAUCUUCUCUCAAAGAUUCUUUGGGCUCUGUUUGUGUCAAGAAUACAUACCAAGUCACGAAGGAGCAGAACGACCCAGCUGCCACAUCAAUACCUGCUGCAAACAGUGACAAUCUUGCUCAUAGCAAUCAAAAGCGGAUAAGAAAUGAACAGAGAAUACUUCAACCAAAGCAAACUGAAAUCCUACAAGAGAAUCAAGCACAAAAAAUUGGAACGGCAUGUAGAAGAGGUAGAGGUAGAAAAGUUAAUUCCGAACUUGAAGAAGCCAGUUCCAAAGUGGUUGGAGGAAAAAGGAGUUUACCUGGGGAUGACAAAGGAAUGACUUCCAAAGUUUGUAAACAUGAGACUACAGAAAAUCCUUCUUCACAAGUAAGGAGGAGCAAAAGAAAGCAAGUUGUUUCCAUUCCAGAGAUAGCUUGUUCUACCUUUAUGGAAAAACAAACAUUAAUUGCAGAUCAUAGUAAAGAUGAGGCUUUUGUAAAGGAGCAAGAUUCAGCUUUGGAAGAUGCUCCCUCUUCAACAGAAGACAUUCCACUGAGACGAGGGAAAAGACGAGAGGUUGCUGCAGCAUCACAAACAUCUAGAUCUCUUUCUAUCAGAAAAAGACGUGGGUUGCUAGAAGGUGAUGAUAAAGAGAUUACUGUGAGAGAAGAUCGAAAUCCAGCUUUGGGAAAUAAGACUUUGCAGGCAAAAGCGAAUGCAUCAGCAAGGGACAAAAGGAAAAAGAUUGAUCUAGCAGCACAGGCAAAAAGUUCUUCCAAAAAAUCUUCUCUCCAGUGUGGCUUGACAGAAACUGAUGAUAAAGAGGAGGGUACUAACGAAGAACAAAAUAUGCCUUUGGAAACAGUGUCCUGUGCAAAAGAGAAGCCAUUAGGAAGGGGCAGAAGGAAAGAAACCAUUCUGGCAUCACACACAACUAAUUACAUUUCUCUUAGAGGAAAAUGCGGUUUGCCAGCAGAUAAUGGUAGAGAAGAAGCUUCUAAAGAAGAUCAAAAUGUUCCAUUAGAAACUUUUGAUUCAUUUGUAAAAGAAAAUCAACUGAGAAAAGGCAGGAGGAAAGAAAUUGCCCUCUUGUCAGAAGCCACAAGUUCUACUUCUAUUCAGGGAAAACGGGGCUUAUCAAAAGAAAGUGGUAAAAAGAAUAACUAUAGGGAAGCAAAAAAAGUGAUUUUGGAAAAUUCUACUUCCCAAGAAAAUAUGGAUCUUUCAAAAGGGAACUCAAGGCAAACAAUCACUUCACUGGCUGUUAGUUCCACCUCACUUCAAGGUUUGCCAGAAGAUGGUAAGAAUGAAACUCCUGAAGAACAACAGAGUAUACUUUUGGAAGUAGCUCCAUCUGCAAAAGAAAAUCCAUCAAGAAUAGGCAGAAAAAAACCAGUUUCUUCCAAAUCUGAAGAAACUGGGUCUACUUUUCUCAGGGAAAAAUCUGACAUGCCCAAAGAUAGAGGUCAAAAGAGGAUUCUUAAAGAAGGUGAAGAUACAUCUCUAGAAAAUAGUUCAUCCCAGGGAAAAACAAGGCAAUUGAGGAACAGAAUGACAAAGGUGGAAUUCAAAUCAGAGGCAGCUACUUCUACUUCUCUCCGUAAAAAUGACGACUUGCCAGAAAAUGGUAACACUUUGGAAAGUCAGAUUGUGUGUUUGAUAUCCGCUGGUUCUGAUAAAAGUAAUCAGUCUGGAAAAGGAAAAGAUGUUAACCUGAUAAAACAGGCAACUUCCACUUCUCGCAGAAGAAAAUGCCAGUUGCCAACAGAUGACUUAGCAUCCAAAAAAUCAAAAUCAGAGAAUGAUGAAAAUAGAUCGCUACAGAAAAGAAAAAGAAACAAAACUAAAGAAGAACUUGGCAAAGAGGAUGUAAGGGCUACUCGGACUGCUGGAGGAACGGACAGGAAGACAAGAUCAAGAACAAGUGCAAACUGAGAAAAUAGUCUUAAUAGUCACACAACCAGUUUUUAAAUCAAUUCAGUAAUUGAAAUUGCAGGGUUUUAAUGUGAAUUGAUUUGCACUCAGAUUUUGUAAAGCAAUCACUGAAUUAUGAUAUUCUCAAAAUAUAUUUCUUAAUGUGUUUACAGAUACAGCGUAGAUAUCUGUUUUAAUAGAUUUGUCUAUGUGUAGUGGUUCCUAAAUGGUGGGGUGCUUGUGCAAAACUGCAAACAUAAAAAUAAAACUUUUUGUAACAGUAUCCCCCUUUUUCUCUUGGUCAGUACAGCAGUCAGGAAGCCAUAUUACUUUACUGCCAGUUUAAUUGUAAGCUAUUUUCUGCUUAAAUUUUCAUGUGCUUAAGUCUUAUUUUUCAUUACAGUUCUGUAAAUAUUCUUUAAAAAACUAUAGACAUAUUAGCAGAACUAUUAUGCUGAAAUUUUAAUAAUUUUUUUAAAAAAAC